Molecule: messenger RNA, 1848 nt
Organism: Culex quinquefasciatus (southern house mosquito)
Lineage: Eukaryota; Metazoa; Arthropoda; Insecta; Diptera; Culicidae
Exons: 2
Coding region: 4-1299 (431 amino acids)
Biological process (GO): detection of chemical stimulus involved in sensory perception of smell; sensory perception of smell
Cellular component (GO): plasma membrane
Molecular function (GO): odorant binding; olfactory receptor activity
Source: RefSeq, a predicted model, not a curated record
GCGAUGGACGUCAGCAGGCUUUGGACUCGUACGCGGUCGCAGCUCGCGGCCUACUACGGCGCGAUGACCGCCAGCGACUUCACCAACUCGACGGAUCACUUCUUCGGGCUGGACGCGAUGCUGGCGAUCGCCGGAGCACGGCUCAACUCGACAAACGUCCGAAUCAGACGCGUGUGGAACGUUUACCGCGUGGUGAUUUAUUUGCCGAUUUUGGUGGUCGCUUGGAACCUGUACCUGAACUUCCACCGCCAGGCCGAGCUGGACAAAGUGCUGAGUUGCUUGCAGGCGCUAGUGGCGACCGUUUCGCUGGCAGUACGGACCUGGAUCAUUCUUUGGUACUACGAACCGUUGAUGGCGGUUCAACGGUACGUGAAUCGACGGAGGUUUGGAGGGCAUCUCCUGCGAUCGUACGAUAUUCGCAGUGAGGCUUUCUACCAGAUUCGAAAAACAGUGAUUCCGGCUACUUUGUUUAUUAUGGGCAUUGUUGCCAGUUUUCUGCUUGUUGACUUGUCAAAUCAUCACUACCUGAGGUUGCCGUUCGAUUUCAGUGAAACGUUUCCGGUUUUGCAAACUCUCUGUGAAAAGAUGUUUUGUUUGACAUUUAACGGCAUUGGGAUGCGAACGGUGCUUGUUUACCUGGUUGUUUACAUGAUUCUGACAGGACUGGAGAGUGAGGUUAAUGUGAUAUCAGCGAUGGUUGCGGACAUUUUCGAUUCCGUCGAAAGGCGCGUCCACAGCAAGCUGGCAUCGGAGCCCGGAAGCUCUCAACGGCAAGAAUUGGUGAGAAAGGCCUACUUCUGGAAGUUUGCCGAGGAAGAGUUUGGCGAUUGCAUCGAGCUUGUUGGCGAGUUUUUCGCGAUCAAGAACCAGGUGCGAUCGUUUCUGAACGCCAUCUUCCUGAUCGUGUACUACUCGAACGUGCUGUGCCUGUCCAGCGGAGCAGUCUACUUGACGCAGAUGAAAGCGGUCACGAUGUUUUCGCUGGAAGCGCUCGGCUAUUGCCUGUGGGUCGCCAUUGAAUGCUUCUCCUUGACCAAGUGCGUGAGCCUGUUGACCGAAGCGAACGAAUCCAUCGCCGAGGAAGUGUACAGCCUGGAUUGGCCUAAUAAACUCACGUUUGAGGAUCGAUUCCAGGUUCGGUACCGCUCCGUUCGAACGAUCAUGCUGAACAUGAUGGCGGUGGCGCAGCAACCCUUGCGUUUGAACUGCUUCGGCUUCUUUGAGUUCACCCAGGAACGCUUCUACGAGCUGCUCAACUUGGCCUACUCGGUUUUUACUUUCUUUAAAGACUUUGUGUAAGCGGUGAUCGAAUUUAAGUUAGGACGUUUAGAUUUAAUGAUUUGUUUAAUCGAUGUAUGUAAACAUAACAAAAAUUCACUAACUUGGAAAUGCACCGUUCUAAGCUCUCGCGUAAUAGAUUAUACAAAAUAACCAAACUGCAACAUCGCAUAAAGCUAGCAAGCUCCUUUGAUCAAGCUUGGUUCUGUCACUCUUGAAAAACUGAGUGACAGUUCUAAUUACGCAAAAAAAAAUAAACGUUCGUGUUCUUUUGCUUCGAAAUCUGCAAUGGGAAACAGCCAUAUGAUCCAUAGUACAAUAUGAUGGACGUGCGUCACGAUGCGGUGAAAUGUGAACUGUUUGAAUAAUUUAGAUAAAGACAGGCGUGACACUUUGACCGGGAACCCUGGCUUUUCCCGGAGCACUCUGACGACUAGGGUGUGACGGUGCAAAACAGGUAGAAAACUUUUGCCAAAUUACAGUAUGCCAUGGGAAUGCCAUUGACAGUAGAGCAAUUCUUUACGAAGCAGGUCUUUUUCCAAUUUUAUUUUUUUUUAAUCCGGCUGAAUC